AUGCGCUCCUUGUCCUCCCUCACGUCCACGCAGACCGCAACGGAGCCGCGCGCCACGAGCGCGACGCUGCUGCCCCCGGGGGGCGGCCGACCAGUGCUACACCCUCAACGCGCGUCCGCCCCGAUCCUGCGCGCGGACUUUGGCGGCCAGCCGGCGUCCUCCGACGUCCCCAGCACCGUCAAGCUGCUGAGCGAGCUGGAGCGGUCCUGGGCCAUGUUCGCCGCCUCGUGGAAGGUCGUGGACCUGUUCGCGGGCAUGCAGAUCUGGCAGGAGCAAGGCGGCGACGCGGGGGCUUCUUCGCCCUCCUCGUCCUCCGAGCCGCUCAACAACGUGCUGCUGUCCACGGCGUCCGCGGGGCUCGUGACGUUCCUGGCGGGCCACAUCGGCGGCGGCGGCUUCGUCGUGUCCGUGCUGCUCACGCUGCUGGUGGUGGCCGCCGCGCUCUGGACGCUGUCCAACGCGCGCGCCAAGAGCGCCGUGCCGUGCUUCAAGACGCUGCAGGUGGUGGACGGCUCGCCGUCCGAGAUCUUCCUCUACCUCAUGGGCAUCAAGAACUACCCGGUCUGGGACGCGUCCGUCGAGAGGGCCGAGGUCGUGCACACGAUCGACGACCACUCGGACAUCAUCCACAUCGUCUACAGACCCGUGUGGAUGUGGCCCAUGUAA
Phytophthora sojae is the source of this 666-nucleotide messenger RNA. RefSeq lists its product as hypothetical. The record is from RefSeq and is a predicted model, not a curated record. Lineage: Eukaryota; Oomycota; Peronosporomycetes; Peronosporales; Peronosporaceae. Bases 1 to 666 code for a protein of 221 amino acids. The transcript has a single exon.